This is a messenger RNA of Tetrahymena thermophila SB210, 450 nucleotides long. Its product is annotated as transmembrane protein, putative. The record is from RefSeq and is a predicted model, not a curated record. NCBI's taxonomy places the organism in Eukaryota, Ciliophora, Oligohymenophorea, Hymenostomatida, Tetrahymenidae. The transcript has 3 exons.
AUGUUAGCUAAUUAGAAUGUUUAUUUAAGCAUUUAAUAUUAAUAAAUAAAUCGCUACUUCAAAACUUGUUUUUAAAAUAUUUUAUUUAUUUUUUCUUAAAUUUUGCUAAUAGCUUUUAAUUUAUUGUAUAUCAAACAACAUUUCAAAAAAAUAUAAUAAUGUUACGCUAAAAUAGUUAUUAAAUUUCCAAUAGUGAAAGCAAUUGCAAAUUUAUAUGGAUUUCCUGUUACUACACCUAAAAUAGAAGCAAAACUCAUAGCCUAAAUCCACCAACCUAAUAUUUAAUUUAUAAAACUAUUUUCAGUACAACAUCCAAAUCCUAUUAAUCUUUAUGUAAAUGUUAAAUUAGGGCACCAACUAUUAUCAUCAUCAUCACUAGAGCCUCCAGCAGCAGAGGAAAUUAAUGGUAUUCAAACUCAUAUGAUUAACUUCAAAUUGUAGCAAUACUGA